AUCCCUCCUUCAUCCCUCCUUCUCUGCGCCAGGAAGCAUGCGUGAGUGUAUCUCGGUGCACGUCGGCCAGGCCGGGGUCCAGAUUGGCAAUGCAUGCUGGGAGCUGUACUGCCUGGAGCACGGCAUCCAGCCGGACGGACACCUGCUGGGGGGCCAGGCCGGCGGGGGGGCGGACGACUCCUUCUCCACCUUCUUCAACGAGACCGGCGCCGGGAAGCACAGCCCCCGCGCCAUCUUUGUGGACCUGGAGCCCACGGUCAUCGGUAAAAUAACAUGGGGGGUCGACUUAUGCCCCU
Messenger RNA from Etheostoma cragini (Arkansas darter), 296 nucleotides. RefSeq names its product tubulin alpha-2 chain-like. Gene Ontology annotation, cellular component: microtubule; cytoplasm. NCBI's taxonomy places the organism in Eukaryota, Metazoa, Chordata, Actinopteri, Perciformes, Percidae. Gene Ontology annotation, molecular function: GTP binding; structural constituent of cytoskeleton. The annotation marks the transcript as partial. The record is from RefSeq and is a predicted model, not a curated record. Gene Ontology annotation, biological process: microtubule cytoskeleton organization; mitotic cell cycle. The transcript has 2 exons.